UCCGCUAUAAAACAGGAAGUGGUAUUCUCGCAACAACAGCGCAUUGAUUUUCACCCACAACAAUAAAAGGGAGACGAAUUCUAACAAUUAAAAAACCCGUCUCAGCUACUCACAUAAACGUCAUUAAUCUCCGGGUUUUAAAGAAACACCACAGUCAGCCAUGCUGUCGGAUGCAGACUAUCCUGGGAAUGCCUCUGGUGCUCGGCGAGCCAAGAAGAGGAGCUCCGGGGACUCCCCGGGGGACGGACAGACCUUGCGCUCCUCUGGAAGGCAGAUUAAUGUCCGGGUGAAGCGCACCAACAACCCUCCACCUGGACAGAGCAAAAGAAAAGCCACAGACACAGAGGAGGAAGAUGACCAGUCCGAGAAGAAGUACAGAAAGUGUGAGAAGGCCGGAUGCUCUGCCACAUAUCCAGUUUGCUUUGCAAGUGCAUCUGAAAGGUGUGCUAAAAAUGGAUACACAUCUCGCUGGUAUCAUCUGUCAUGUGGUGAGCAUUUCUGCAACGAGUGUUUUGAUCACUACUACAGAAGCCACAAAGAUGGCUAUGAGACCUUUGCCUCGUGGAAGAAGGUAUGGACUAGUAACGGGAAAAGUGAGCCCAGUCUUAAAGCUUUCAUGGCAGAUCAGCAGCUGCCAUUCUGGGUACAAUGCACUAAACCAGACUGUAGGAAAUGGCGUCAGUUGACCAAGGAGAUCCAGCUCACUGCUUCCCUAGCAGCAACGUACCGCUGUGGGAUGAAGUUCAACAACAUCAAGUGUGAGGGACUGGACCAGUGCUCCCAACCAGAGGACUUGAGAGUGGCCGAGGUGACUGACAGCUGGUGGCAUUCCAUGUUGAUUUUGCCUCCGUUGUUCAAAGAAAGUCCAGCCAGCCCGUUCCUCACUGCCUACUACCCUGACUGUGUGGGAAUGAGUCCAUCAGGCUCUCCAAGCAACAUGUCUGAGCUGAGGGCAGAUCACUGCAGAGCCGUCCAGCCACAAAUUCCAGGCCUGUGUCCAUACUUCCAGCCAUUCUACCAGCCUAAUGAGUGUGGUAAGGCUCUGUGCGUUCGGCCGGAUAUGAUGGAGCUGGAUGAGCUUUACGAGUUUCCAGAAUUUUCCAGGGAUCCCACCAUGUAUUUGGCUUUGCGUAACCUUAUUCUGGCAUCCUGGCACAAGAAUUGCAAGGAGUUGCUGACUUCCCAGAAAUGUGCCAUGCACAUCAUUGUCCGGGGGUUGGUGCGUGUGCGCUGCGUGCAGGAGAUGGACCGGGUGCUCCACUUCAUGAUCAGGAAGGGCCUCAUCAACACUGGUGUGUUGGCAGUGAAACAGCCUCUGCUCCCUGAAAGACACGGCUCUAGGAACGUUAUCAUCAUCGGUGCCGGGGCUUCAGGGCUGGCUGCUGCACGGCAGCUGCAAAACUUUGGCACUCAGUUGGUGGUGCUUGAGGCCAGGGAGAGAAUUGGAGGUCGUGUGUGGGAUGAUACUUCUCUGGGCGUCACUGUAGGGCGAGGAGCUCAAAUUGUCAAUGGCUGUGUAAACAACCCCAUCGCCCUGAUGUGUGAACAGAUGGGCAUCAAGAUGCACAAGCUGGGAGAGCGGUGUGACCUCUUCCAGGAGGGGGGGCAGGUCACUGACCCAGCCAUUGACAAGCGCAUGGAGUUCCACUUCAACGCCAUCCUGGACGUGGUGUCAGAAUGGAGGAAGGACAAGACGCAGAACCAGGACACACCACUAAGAGAAAAAGUCCAGGAGGUGAAGAAGAACUUCCUUCAGGAGUCUGGAAUCCAGUUCAGUGAGUUAGAGGAGAAAGUGCUUCAGUUUCAUCUCAGCAACCUGGAGUACGCCUGUGGAAGCACGUUAGACCAGGUAUCGGCAAGAUCUUGGGACCACAAUGAGUUUUUUGCCCAGUUCUCAGGAGACCACACUUUACUCACCAAGGGCUACUCUGCUUUACUCCACAAACUGGCCGAGGGCCUCGAUAUCCGCACAAAGUGCCCGAUUCAGGCCAUUGAUUACUCUGGUGAUGUUGUCAAAGUUACCUCCUCCAACGGGUCCCAGUGGAAAGCACAGAAGGUUCUUGUUACGGUCCCAUUGACUUUACUUCAGAGGAACUUGAUUCAGUUCAACCCUCCACUUCCUGAAAGGAAAUUGAAAGCAAUUCACAGUCUAGGAGCUGGUAUCAUAGAAAAGAUCGCUCUUCAGUUCCCGUACAGAUUCUGGGACAAGAAAAUCCAAGGUGCAGACUACUUUGGUCACAUACCACCAGGCACUGACAAGAGAGGCAUGUUCAGUGUCUUCUAUGACUUGGAUCCACAGGGGAAGCGGGCUGUCCUCAUGUCCGUUAUCACUGGUGAGGCUGUUCCUGCUGUCCGAGACAUGGAGGACAAGGAGGUGGUGGAUGAGUGCAUGAAGAUCCUGCGAGAACUUUUCAAAGAGCAGGAGGUCCCAGAGCCGCUGCAUUUCUUUGUCACACAUUGGAGCAAAGACGUGUGGUCCCAGAUGUCCUACAGCUUUGUAAAGACGGGGGGAAGUGGAGAGGCCUACGACAUCCUCGCUGAAGACGUGCAGGGAAAAGUGUUCUUUGCUGGAGAGGCCACCAACAGACAUUUCCCUCAGACUGUGACGGGAGCCUACCUGAGUGGGGUCAGAGAGGCCAGCAAGAUGGCUGCUAUGUAAACUCUGUCAGUACCUGAGCACUCCCAAACACCAGCAUGGACACACGGGUUGCACAAAGCAGCAGACCGUUAAACAACCUGGACUGAGUUAACCUUGCUCCACUUGUAAUGAUAUUUCACUGUACUGUGAUGCGUCUGAUCAGCAAGAUGCUGUUAGAUACUUUUCCAACAGCGGGGUCAAGUAGGGCUUUUCAGGGCCUGGGCUCUACAUAUUUAACACAAACAAGUGCUUUUUAUUUAUAUAAAAAAAUCAAGCUGGUAAAACGUUUGCAGGUGACACGACACAAAAUGAAGAGCAAGACAUCAAUAAUGGAUAAUCCCUGUGCAGCUCUGCCUGGGUCCACUGUGCUAGAAAGCAGGAUGAUGUUGAGUUUAAUGAGUGGUGUAGGUAGCACUUCAGUGAUUAAAAAAUGGUCAGAACAUUUCAUUUUGAAAGAUUAAGGUUCUAAAACAUUGGUAAACUCUCUGUUGUCUAAUCAUUAAUUAAGUCAAAUUUAAUUUCCAAGGAUCAAGUUUCAAGAGAUUAUAUCAUAGUGAUAUUAAAAAAUCUUUGAGUGUUACCAAUGUUUUAUAGAGCUGUAAUGAUAGAUUAGCAUUAUGUGAUAUGUGUUGGGUGAUGUGAAAUGGGAAGUUAGAUAUAUAUAUAGUAGGAGUACUUCUGUAGCACUUUUGAUUUAAAAACAGUAAGAAAUGAAUAGUUCAUGUGUAUGACAAGUUGAAUAGCAAGUAUGACAGAAGGAUUGUCCCCCUACGGUCUCAGGGAUGUGAUCAAGACAACAGAAAAUUACAGAAGAAAAUAAUUUUGAGAGGACAAUUCUGAAAAUGGUUGGAACAAAAUAACACAACCAACCGAAGGAGGAAAAAAAAACUAUUUCUCUUUUAUUAGUUUCAAUGAGCAGCACAACAAUGUCCUCACUUUCUUUGAUUAAUGUUGACUAAUGAAGCUUUACAUGUACUGUAGGUCCUCAUAUCUCUGUCUGGAUCAGUACAUCUAGAUGAUCAUGUCCUGUUUGUCCAGCAUUACAGUGCUUGAGUAUUUAUCUUGUAUGUGUGUAAUAAACUGAGCUAUCAACUGCCA
Messenger RNA from Perca flavescens (yellow perch), 3736 nucleotides. RefSeq names its product lysine demethylase 1B (gene kdm1b). Lineage: Eukaryota; Metazoa; Chordata; Actinopteri; Perciformes; Percidae. Bases 161 to 2659 code for a protein of 832 amino acids. The record is from RefSeq and is a predicted model, not a curated record. The transcript has 21 exons. Gene Ontology annotation, molecular function: protein binding; oxidoreductase activity; zinc ion binding.